Messenger RNA from Rattus norvegicus (Norway rat), 1959 nucleotides. The record is from RefSeq and is a predicted model, not a curated record. Lineage: Eukaryota; Metazoa; Chordata; Mammalia; Rodentia; Muridae.
GGGAGUCUAGAGGCAGUUUGCUACCUCUGAAUGGCAGGUGGGCAGAUGGGCCGGAGAAGACAGUUAAACAUGGCCGAUAUAGACAGCCUUUCCCAAGCAUGAAAGUCUGCUCAUUCUGUGGGUUAGGUUGGUCCCUGAAAGGACUGAGGCUUAGAGGCCAGAUCUUCCAGCUCCCCAAAUUGGCCCUUCGGGGAGCUGCCUGGUCUGUAGUACAGGAAGGGGAAGGGGCCAAAGAAGGCGUGGCAGGAAGGAGGGAACUGUGGUCAGGGAACUGUUCGUGGGUACAGCUGUGCAGCUCUGUCUUAGCGCGUGAUCACCAGCCCCCAGCGCUGCAGCCCCCGCCCAGGAUGAUCCCAGCGGUGAUCUUGUUCUUGCUCCUUUUGGUGGAAGAAGCAGCUGCCCUAGGAGAGCCGCAGCUCUGCUAUAUCCUGGAUGCCAUCCUGUUUUUGUAUGGUAUUGUCCUUACCCUGCUCUACUGUCGACUCAAGAUCCAGGUCCGAAAGGCAGACAUAGCCAGCCGUGAGGUAUGGAGUCUCCCACAUCUGCACACCAAUGUUUCUUUUCAAGCUCUCAACCUUCCCAGGGCAUUAGCCUGGGGUCUGAUGCCUCAGGGAAGUCUCGUGUCUUAGGUGUUAAUCUGCACCCUGCCCCUUGCCUCAGGAUGGGUAACAACCUGCAGCUGAGCUGCAAAUAAAAUAUCCAGACAGGAAAUAAUCAAGUACAGGCGUGUGGGUUUCCCGCCUUUGUGGACUGUUAGCUAAUUUGGUCCACGAAGGCAAAGGGAGCAGAUAUGUUGUUGGAAGCCCUGUGAGUAUUGAAUGACCACACUGGUACCCACUGUCAGUAGGCAGAUCAACUUUAUUUAGGGUGAUUCAAGGCUUAUACAGCUUUGGGGGACUGAGAGCAGGGACGUCCAGGAUGGACAAAGUCAUUGGCUGGGGGCUUAGGCAUACGCAUGGGGAAGCAUUUCAGGAAUCUCAGGUUCUGGCUGAACAAGUUUUGUCAGGAGAAAGGAAAUUGGUCCUAUAGUGUAACUGAGGCUAUGUGACAUUCCUCAGAUAGAGGCGCGUGUGUGUUUGUGUGUGUGUGUAUGUGUGUGUGUAUGUGUGUGUGUGUGUGUGUGUGUGUGUGUGUUCAUGUGCUAACCUUGCCAACAAAGGGAGUCUCCCAUAUUGCACUGAGCCCAGAGCUUAUAUCCCAUCAUGGUGGACUUCUACCUUAAUUAGCAGUUUUCCCACAGAGGUGACAAUUAGUAUCCGAGAGAGUUGCAUAUGGCACUGAAGUGCAUUUAUAGUCAUAUCGUAGGUAAAUGAACAAUGAUGUGAGUGCUCCCAGCUUAAGGAGCUAACGUUGAUCUUGACCCAGAUACUCCCUGGGUGGGAAGGACAAUGGUGAGGGCCUUGAAGAAGGUGGGUCUCUAAUACCUUGCUCCCUCCAUCUCUGCAGAAAUCAGAUGCUGUCUACACGGUGAGUGAACCUCAUUUUAUUCCUACCUUAGGGAAAAAGAGGCUGGGGUUGGGAGUGAUUUUGGUAGGAAUGGAGUCUGAGGUGGAAGGGGGCCCAUGAUGAGCUCAUCGUCCUGAUCAUCCUUCAACUCUCCUGCAGGGCCUGAACACCCGGAACCAGGAGACAUAUGAGACUCUGAAACAUGAGAAACCACCCCAAUAGCUUUACAACACGUGUUCUCAGCUGCAUUCCUUUUCCGCUUUUAAUUCUCUCCUCGCCCUCAUGAUUGACGUGGCUGUGCUACCUCCGUGCUUCUGGAACUAGCUGACCUUAUUCCCAGAACCAUGCUAGGCUCUAAAUCAAUGUCCCCAUAUCCACCAAAGACUUACUCACUGACAUUUCUCUUCUCCCAUCCUCCUUUGCUUCAUUCCUCUUUCCUUCCCUGAUCCUCUGUGCUCACUAAACAAUGGGAAGGGAUUACCCCCCAAUAAAGCUGCCAGAGAUCACGCUCAA